Phalaenopsis equestris is the source of this 981-nucleotide messenger RNA. Its product is annotated as putative cytochrome c oxidase subunit 5b-like. The record is from RefSeq and is a predicted model, not a curated record. Gene Ontology annotation, biological process: mitochondrial electron transport, cytochrome c to oxygen. The coding region runs from base 219 to 722 and encodes 167 amino acids. Gene Ontology annotation, cellular component: mitochondrial envelope. Lineage: Eukaryota; Viridiplantae; Streptophyta; Magnoliopsida; Asparagales; Orchidaceae. The transcript is spliced from 6 exons.
GCGAAGCGAAAUUCUCGUUCCGUAAAACAGUGUAAGCCGGCCCUAAGCACGCGCCCCUCUUCCUGCAUAACCCUAUCAAGCUCCCGCUGUCGCUGGCAAUAUGGAGAGACCCGUCGUCCAAUAAGGAAAAGUAUACAAACCGGCCAAGAGGAAGAGCGAGUUUUCUAGCACGCGAUCAAACGGGAAUACCCUGAAAAUUUCAUCGUUGGAGAUCGAAGAUGUGGCGCAGAGUUUCAUCUCAGCUCCAAGCUUUCGCUCCUUGGCGAUCAGCCAUUCAAAUUCACCGUCCGGCUGUCGCCGGAAACGCCCUUCGGUGCGGAGCCUUGAAUUCGACCCAAAGGAUUGCUCGCCUCUUCUCCGUCGAUUCUGGUAAUGCGCCGCCUCCCAGUAAGAAGAGGGUAGAAGACAUCAUGCCGAUUGCCACGGGGUUGGAGCGGGAGGAGUUGGAGGCGGAGCUUGAGGGAAAGAAGCGGUUUGACAUGGAUGCGCCUGUCGGACCAUUUGGCACCAAGGAAGCACCUGCUGUGAUUCAAUCAUAUUAUGACAAAAGGAUAGUUGGCUGCCCUGGUGGUGAAGGAGAGGAUGAGCAUGAUGUUGUGUGGUUCUGGUUGGAGAAGGGCAAGCCGCAUGAAUGCCCUGUAUGCUCUCAAUAUUUUGUGUUGGAGGUAAUUGGCCCAGGGGGACCUCCAGAUGGACAUGGUGAUGAUGAUGAACAUCAUUAAGGAAUCUCGAGUUUAUUUUUUCGCAAAUAAGAUUUGGCGAGUGUUAUAUUAUGCAGCUGAAGAGAAAACUUUUAAAACAGCUACUUGUAUUUUUGUUUUUCCUUGUUUUCAGUAUUUAUUCGGCCAGUUUUUGCUUCUCUUUUCUCGGGUCAUCGACGCUUACAAAUAAUUGGUGCUCCAAUUAAUUCCUUCUAUCAUGACUAGCCACAUAACUACUGUAAUUUUUCCAGAAUUAAUCACUUCAAUAUCUUCCGUUUAA